GGGGGGGCGGGGCGAGGGACUUAUGCACUUCUGCUAUUUGUAAUCUAAAAUUCAGCCUUUUACUUUCUUUAUCAAUUUGUUCACAGCGGACGAAAUUUCAAACUUGACGUCUAGGUUUCGCCUUGGACUCGGUGUAUUCGUCGAUAAGCCUGCCGCUCCUUACAUGGACACAAGUCCUGUGAUGGUUGCUCAUCCUGAUCCGAAAAAUCCAAACUCCAUUCCAACCUUUGGGUACCGCAACGUCCUGCCGCUAAACAAGAACGCGUCCGAUUUCCAGGAUGCUAUCGAAAAAUUGCUGUCUUCUGGAAAUGUCGACAACCCCGAGGGGGGCUUGGACGCUCUCGUUCAAGUGGCUGUUUGUGAAAAGCAAAUUGGUUGGAAAAACAAAGAAGAUGCUAGAAGAGUUGUAGUGCUAACAACUGAUGCAGCUUAUCACUUCGCUGGAGAUGGACUGCUGGGUGGCGUUGUCGUCCCUAAUGAUGGUCUGUGCCACUUGAAGGACAAGGAAUACACUGUUUCAACAGUUUUGGAUUACCCAUCUCCAGGAUUGGUUCGCGAGAUUUUACUUGAAUCUAAUGUGGUCCCAAUCUUUGCUGUCACAUCCAACGAGAAACCAAUAUAUGAGCAACUGGCGAAGUUUUUGGGCAACGAAACUUACGCCGAGGUAGGCGAGCUACGAGACGACUCGUCAAACAUUGUGCGAGUUAUUGGAGAAGCGUACAAGAAAAUAGCCCGCACAGUGACAAUACGAGAUGUUGACUCUGAAGGACUGAAGCUGCGUUACACUGCAGUAUGUCCAAAGGGAAAAGUUUACCAAGACACAAAAACAUGUACUGGUGUUGAAUUAGGAGAUACGGUAUCCUUUCGAGUGUCUGUAUCUAUGACCAAUUGUUCAGACGACCUACCGACAAAUUUUUCUAUCAAGACUCCGUACGGACAAGUCUUCCUGAAGCUUUCUUACAUCUGUGACUGCGAAUGUGAGAAGAAAGAAAAUAUGGAAGCCAAUAGCACCAUUUGUAGUAACAGAGGCUCUUUGAUGUGUGGAAUAUGUUCCUGCAACGAUGGAUGGGCAGGCGAAUACUGUUCAUGCAGAACGGAGGAUGAACGGAGGGGUUGCCCAAGCAACAACGAUGGUACGUGUAGUGGCCAAGGAUCUUGUAGCUGUGGCAAAUGUUACUGCGACGAUACCAAGGAUCCUAAAGGAUUAAUUUAUGGUAACUCAUGUGAGUGCGACACCCUUAGUUGUCCAAAAGACCUUGAAAAUGAAGAGAUAUGUGGCGGCCCAGAGCGCGGAUUUUGCGACUGUGGUAGAUGUAACUGCACCGAAAACUGGAGCGGUCCCUCGUGUAGCUGCAGUACCAGUUUAGAGGGAUGCACAAAGGACGAGGUCCUCUGUAGCGGCAGAGGAACUUGCAGAUGUGGAGCUUGCGUGUGUAACGCUUCCUUGCCCUACAGAGGCCCCUUCUGCGAUGAAUGCCUGAGCUGUAUAGGCAACUGUGAAGCUAAUAGGGCAUGCGUGCAAUGCCGAAUGUUUGGUACUGGAGAACUUGUCGGAGAGGAAUGCUCUCGAAAAUGCAAGGAUUUUAAAAUCACUGCUGUGGACAAGUUAACACCUGCUAUGGGCAAACAGUGUCGCUUUCUAGAUGAGGACGAUUGCUACUUUGGGUUCGCCUACACAAUAAAAGCAGAUGGACAGUUGGAGAUUUCUACACAGAGAAACAAAGAUUGUCCAUCUGAAAUGAGGGCACUGUUAGUGAUUCUCAGCGUAAUUGGAGCUGUGUUAGCUGUUGCUUUAGCUCUUUUACUAAUAUGGAGAGUAUUAGCGACGAUACAGGACCGGCGAGCGUUUGCAAAAUUUGAGAAGGAACAACAGAAUGCAAAAUGUGUUAUGGCUGAAAACCCCAUCUUCAAACCAACGACCACAACCUUUCAAAAUCCCAUGUACGGAGUUAAAACAUGAAGCGGAAAAUUAUAGAUCUAGACAAACAUCUUCCGUGAUAAGGUACCUGUCAGGGGGACACCUCCGGUACCAUUACAUCGAAUUGUGGUCCAGACCACACGUAAACGUGUGUCUGGCGCCUUCAGGACACCACUCGUUAGGGGACAGUUAGACUCUCUCUAAGGUGAUCCCUCUCGGGAGAUUCGAUUUAGUUAGUCUUCCAUUCAUGACAUCGAUGUGCAUAGUUGUUAGUUGAAUGAUGCUAUGGUCCGCUUGUGAGUCGAAAUAAAAGUUUUACGUACUUUUUA
Messenger RNA from Orbicella faveolata, 2247 nucleotides. RefSeq names its product integrin beta-PS-like. Gene Ontology annotation, biological process: cell migration; integrin-mediated signaling pathway; cell-cell adhesion. Lineage: Eukaryota; Metazoa; Cnidaria; Anthozoa; Scleractinia; Merulinidae. The record is from RefSeq and is a predicted model, not a curated record. Gene Ontology annotation, cellular component: focal adhesion; integrin complex; cell surface. Gene Ontology annotation, molecular function: integrin binding.